AUUAUCAAUGACAAGAACACUCGUUUUUCACCACUGAUAGAGCUACUACAUGAUAAACGCGUACUACAAGUUGAAGAUAAUUAUUAACGAUUGCUAAGUAGUAAUGUGUGUAAAAUAAAAUUCUUGUACAAUUUGCUAAAAUGAGAGUGAUCGAAUUCUUCAGUGGUAUUGGCGGGAUGCAUUUCGCUCUCAAAGGUAUUAUAUAAUAAUAAAUUAAUCAAAAAUGAUUUGGUGCAACAAUAUAUUGUUUUUCUCAGAAUGCGAUUUGAACAAUUUUGAAGUCGUAUUGGCUGCAGAUGUGAACACCGUGGCCAACACGGUUUAUAGACAUUUUUUUCCGACCACUAACCUUAAGGAUUUGAACAUAUUGUCACUUACCACUGAGCAGUUCGACGCUUACUGUCCAGACGUGCUGUUAAUGAGUCCACCGUGUCAACCGUUCACAAGGCGAGAUCAUUGAAAUCAUUUGUACCAAAAUCUAAAAAGAUGUUCGUAUAAUCAAAUUAAUUGAAUACUUAUAUUGAUUUUUAUUUUUUUCACAUAUUUAGAAAUGGUCUCGUCAAAGACAUAGAUGAUGAGAGAACCAAACCACUCUUACAUAUUAUUGAAAACAUAAUCCCAAAAUCACAGUCUUUGAAAUAUAUUCUAGUUGAAAAUGUUAAAGGUUUUGAAUGUUCAUUGGCUAGAGAAAAAUUGAUUUCUGCUUUGAAUCAGUCCAAUUUCACAUAUAGAGAAUUUCUACUUAGUCCAAUACAUUUUGGCAUAUGCAACUCUAGAUUGAGAUACUAUUUGUUGGCCAAAAAAAAACCAUUGGAUUUUAUUAUUCCCUUGACAAACAAUAUAGUAAGUUUAUUUUCAAGUAAUAAAUAUCACAUUGGUAACAUUUGUGAAAAAUAAAUUAAAUUACUCAAACAGACUAGCAGUCAAAUACCAAAGCUAAAGAUAGAAAAUUAAACUUUGUUAUUAACUUAUUACCAUUCAUGUCCAAAAAAUGCCAUACUUGUAAUAUAUAUUAUCUUUUUUAAAUAUUUGCCAUACUAGGGUCGUACAACUUUUAAAAUUAUUAUAUUCAUUGUUUUCCUAAUAAAUGCCAGAUUAAUUGAUUGCAAUUUAAUUGUACUACCAAUUACAAAAUUGAAUAAUUUUAACUUUUAAACAUAAUAUAUAAUUUUUAUAGAUUAGUAAAAAAUUAAAUUUAAAAAUAUUUUAUCAUAGAAGUCAAGUAGUUUAAUAGUAUAGAUUUUAUGAAAUUUUCAAUAUUAGUGUAUAUAACAUGUUUUAAAAGAUAUUUUUUGAAACAUAAAAAAAAAAUGGAAAUUCAUUAACUACAUGACAUUAACAUAAUAUUUUCUGAUACAAUUAUUAAUUUUUUUUAUUUAUAGAUAACUGAAAAUCAUUGGGAUGAUAAAUUAUGUGAUCGUGUAACACAAGUUUCAGAUGUACUAUGUAAUCCUGAUACAGACCUGAAAGAAUAUUUGUUAAGCGACAAACAACUGUUAAAAGGCUGUAAAGCAGUGGACAUUGUCACUAAAUCGAGUAAAAGAUCGUGUUGUUUCACUCGUUCGUACAGUUCAUAUUUGUGUGGUACUGGGUCUGUGUACUCGAAUUUGUGUGACGAAGAAAAUAUUAAACAAAUAAUUAAUGAAAACGAUGACAAUUUAGAAGUACUGAAAAGUCUGAAAUUGAGAUUUUUUACCCCAACAGAGAUUUCAAAAUUUAUGUGUAUUCCUAUAUCUGAUUUUCCAGUUAGUAAUAAAAAAGCAUACCAACUCCUUGGGAAUAGUUUAAAUGUUUAUGUUGUUUCUCGAUUAUUGUGUUUAUUAUUUAAUUAACUGUACAAAAUGUGAGUAAUAUUAAUUUUAUAUAUAAGGUGCAUUAUCUUAUUAUAUUUUAUUGCAUAUAUAUAUAGAGAGAGAGAAAAAUAAUAGAUUA
Molecule: messenger RNA, 1932 nt
Organism: Cinara cedri
Lineage: Eukaryota; Metazoa; Arthropoda; Insecta; Hemiptera; Aphididae
Source: the annotation of a GenBank genome assembly